ACGACUUCGCUGCCGCGUCCCGGCCGUCCGGGCCUCCGGGCAUCAGGCUGCACUUCUGGGGCGCGGGGCCCCGCCGCGAGGCUGGACUCCACGGGGCCGCGAUAGGGCAGCCCGGAGGGGCGCCGCUCGGAGCCCCUGCGGAGAGCAGCCCGCGCGGGAGAGGUCGGGGGCCGCGGCCGUUCGCGGAGCUCGGCAGGGCAGGGCUGGCGGCGGCGCACCGGGAGUGGGCGGAGCCGGCGGUGUUAGGGUUAAUGUCCGCCCCGCCCCGGCCGCACUGACUCAGUUUCACCAGAAACCUGAGGAGGAGGUGGCCGAGUCCCAGCGCAGCCCGCACCGGGGCGGAAGCGGCGGCUGCAGCCGCGCAGGAAGCCGGGACCGGAACCUCGGCAGGCCCGGCCCCACCCCACUCACCUGCGCAGAUCGCUAGCACCCUCGGAGCCCAGAGGCCCGCGCAGUGAAGGUGACCCCCGUGGGGAGAAGGGCGACGGCCCCGGGGAGGAUGAUGGCCUGCGCCCGCCUCUCCCAAGCCCAUGUCCCAGCAGUCGCCGUGUGGCUCCUGUGCGCGCUCGAUCUCCUGGGCACCGAGGCUGGGCCGCCGCCCGCGCCCCCCGGCCUGCCCCCGGGAGGCCCCUGCCUGGACCGCUUUACCGCCGGGGUCCCUGCCUUCGUGCUCGAUACCGAGGCCUCGGUCAGCAACGGGGCCACGUUCCUGGGCUCCCCCACCGUGCGCCGCGGCUGGGACUGCGUGCGCGCCUGCUGCACCACCGAGAACUGCAACCUGGCGCUGGUGGAGCUGAAGCCCGACGGCGGGGAGGACGCCAUUGCCGCCUGCUUCCUAAUGAACUGCCUCUACGAGCAGAACUUCGUGUGCAAGUUCGCGCCCAGGGAGGGCUUCAUCAACUACCUCAAGCGGGAGGUUUACCACUCCUACCGCGAGCUGCGGACCCAGGGCUUUGGCGGGUCCCGGAUCCCCAAGGUGUGGACAGGCAUAGACUUGAAGGUACAGCCCCAGGAACCCCUGGUGCUGAAGAAUGUGGAGAACACAGAUUGGUACCUACUGCAAGGUGACGCGGAUGUCAGAGUAGAGAAGAAUGAGCCGGACCAGGUGAAGCUGUGGGGACUCAAGGAAGGCACCUACCUGUUCCAGCUGACAGCGGCUGACUCCAACCAGCCAGAGAGCAUGACCAACGUCACAGUUACUGUGCUGUCCCCCAAGCAGACAGAAGAAUAUUGCCUCGCAUCCAGCAAGGUGGGCCGCUGCCGCGGUUCCUUCCCCCGCUGGUACUACGACCCCAAAGAACAGAUUUGCAAGAGUUUCGUUUACGGAGGUUGCUUGGGCAAUAAGAACAACUAUCUUCGGGAAGAGGAGUGCAAGCUAGCUUGCCGGGAUGUGCAAGGUCCCUCACUGGACAGGCAUGGGCCAGCUUCCUGGAGUGUGAUGACACGGCUGACUGCCCCGAUGCCUCCGAUGAGGCCGUCUGUGAGAAAUACACCAGUGGCUUCGAGGAGCUCCAGAACAUCCACUUCCGCAGUGACAAAGCUGGACGUUGUUGCCCGCCAGGGCUCAGACCCUGAGCCUUCUUUGUUAAAAGAUAGACCGUCCAGUGCUGGAGAGAAAACUGAGACCUUGACACAAUCGGAAAAGCUGAAAGAAAACUGGAAAAAAAAAAAAAAAAAAAGUUAUGUGAGUCAAGGGCACUGUGUGGACCUGCCAGACACAGGGAUCUGCCUGGAGAACAUCCCGCGCUGGUACUACAACCCCUUCAGUGAGCGCUGCGCUCGCUUUACCUAUGGUGGUUGUCACGGCAACAAGAACAACUUCGAGGAGGAGCAGCAGUGUCUUGCAUCCUGUCGUGGCAUCUCCAAGAAGGAUGUUUUUGGUCUGCGGCGGGAAAGCCCCAUUCCUAACAUACGUGAGCCCUGGUCUGCCCUCUCAUGGACGAGCUCCGUGGAGGUGUCCAUUGCAGUACUCCUGGUCACCUGCAUCGUGGUGGUGAUAGCCCUGUUGGGUUACUGCUUCUUCAAGAACCAGAGAAAGGGCUUCCACAGACACCGUCACGGCUGCCGCCACCACCACAACCACCACCUUCAACCCCCCACCCCUGCCAGCUCCACAGUCUCCACCACAGAGGACACGGAGCACCUGGUCUAUAACCACACGACCCGGCCCCUCUGAGCCGGGGGCUCUCCCAGGCUCUUUCCGGCUCUUGCCUGGCCCUGCUUCCUCCUUGCCAAGAUGUAAGCCUGGGCUGGGGAAGACUUUGGGACCAGACUCCUCCAGGCUAUUUCCCAGGCCCACUCUGCUUCUGAGGCAGGGCUCCAGCCCCUCUGGGAGAUGUCUCAGCUAAGCUUAGGCCUCUCGUUCCUGACAAAGCUCCAGGGUCUGGGAAGAGCAGAAAACCUUUGAGCCCAGAGUCCCACACACAGAUGGACUUGUCUGCCUAGGAUUUCAGAAGAAGUUGGAAUUUUGUUUCUUGUUCAAAGCUGCCUGUCCCCACCCUGUGGCGUUGGGAAGGGGCCUGGGGCAAUGUCAGAAGCUGGAGGCCCCCCCCCCCGGCCGUGCCCUUCAGAGCUGGCCCUCCCACCCUGCAUAGUCCAGGGCUGGGGGGAAGGACGUCCCUGUAUAUUUUGUGCUGUAUAGAGUUGCUUUUUGUUUAUUUAAUGCCAUGGGGAUGGGUAAGAAGUGGAAAGAGGCUGCCUCUUCCCUUCCCCCGAGAAUGAGGCCUGGCCUGGCCUGGCCCGGCCCGCGGCACCUGGUGUGCAGUAUCCUCCCCACAUGCCCCAGGGCUCUCAGGCAUCACACCCCUGCCCGUUCCCCUGCCUUCCCCAGGCCCCAGUCCACCCACAGUGUAAUAAAAUGGUUAGUUCUGUGAGGUUGCUGCCUCUGCUCUGUGGGGCCGGAGAGGGACAGGGCUGCUGGAGGGGAUAGGACCGCCCUGUACAACCGGUUCCGGGCUUCGGCCACCCUGUUUAGCAGGUUUUCCCACCCUUCCCGAAACUGCCCCAGCCCCUGAGGGUGGAAAGACUUGCCAAGUUUGACCACCAGAGGGGAGGGGUGAGAGGGCCAUGGAAGAAGAGGGCCCAGGGAGGCUGCCAUGCUGCCGCGUAGCAUGAUUUUUUCCUGGUGUGAGCCUUGUCAACAAGUCCGCUUUGUCGCUGGGGCAGCUCCUAACUGCAGCAUGUAGUGGAGAACUCAAGGGCAGGGAGGGAGCAUGGCUUUGAACUCUGGUUCUUAUCUCCACUCCUUUUGGUGUGGGGGCCCAGGUCACCGCUAUCUCCCCUGCCCACCCACAGAAGCUUUGGCUUUUUCACGGGAGUGUUGCUGCUCCCCAGGCUCUGAGCUCCUGCCCAGGGGCCUUUAGUUGAGGUACUCCAGCCCACACCCCUCCAUCUGUUUCAGUCACUUUUUGUUCGGUGUCAAAGAAAGCCAUCCUUUCAUUCAUCUCCUCAACAAAUUAUAUAUUGAGCUUCUAUGUGCCCUACACCGCCAAUCUGAUAUUGUCAAGAAAAGCACGCAGGAAGCAUUGUGUAAGGGCUUUAUGUAUCUCAACUUCUUACCUCGGCACACAGCCCUGUGAUGAAGGUACUAUUCUCCCCCCCUCCACCGCCCCGUUUUCCAGGAAGCUGACUCAGCAAAGCUGAGUUCCUAGGGUCCUAGAGGUGGUACUGGAGGACCAGGUUCAAAUCCUAACAUGGCUCCUAGUCUUACCAAAGAGAUACUUUUACAUUGUAAUGAUUGCUAUACAGAAAAAUAACAUGGAGGGUCACCUGGGUGGCACAUUGACUUGGGCAUCCGGCUCUUGGUUCCAGCUCGAGUCAUGAUCUCAGGGUUGUGGGAUCGAGCCCUGUGUCAGGCUCCAAGCUCGGCGUGGAGUCUACUUGGGUUUCUUACUCUUCCUCUGCCCCUCCUGC
Molecule: messenger RNA, 3912 nt
Organism: Zalophus californianus (California sea lion)
Lineage: Eukaryota; Metazoa; Chordata; Mammalia; Carnivora; Otariidae
Gene: SPINT1
Product: serine peptidase inhibitor, Kunitz type 1
Exons: 12
Coding region: 500-2176 (558 amino acids)
Molecular function (GO): protein binding; serine-type endopeptidase inhibitor activity
Source: RefSeq, a predicted model, not a curated record